GAAAACUCUCAUCAGGAAUACUCAGUCGUUUAUAAAACAUACCAGAGAAUUUCAUGACGUCAUCAAAAUCCGUGGAGAGAGGCAAAUAUUCCAUUCCUCAGAGAAAACGGAAUCAAGAUAGCAAGGAGAAAUAGUGGCGGUGGAACAGUAUACCAUGAUCUAGGAAAUCUUAAUCUAUCAUUUAUCACCAGUAAACAGCAGUAUAAUAGGAAGACUAAUCUUGAGUUGAUCUGCCGAAGCUUAAGAAGAUUAGGAUUGGAACCUGAAAUAAACAGCAGAGAUGAUCUUAUUAUCAACCAGAAAAAGGUCAAGAGAGGGAUUAUUAGUGUCUGGCUAGAUAUGGUAAUAUCAGGAACAGCUGCAAAAAUUGCGAGAAACCGGGCAUAUCAUCAUUGUACAAUACUAGUGGAUGUGCAGCGAGAUUUACUGAGCAAAUCUUUAAAUAAUCCUUUUUCAAGUAUUCUUAAAACCAAUGCAACACCUAGCAUCAGGUCCCCUAUAGAGAAUAUAUCUGGUGCUAGCAAGGUGACAACUGACGAGGUUGAAACUGCCAUCGCUCAAGAGUUCUCAACAGAUACAUUCAUUUUAGAUGCACAGGAUGUUGUACCUGAAGCGGCAUUGAAAGCUAAGGCUGCUGAGCUGGUCAGCUGGGGUUGGAUCUAUGGGAAAAGUCCAAAAUUUGAAAUUGACGAAAUAGUUCCAAUUAACGGGGAAAAGAUCAACAUUUCUGCCAGUAUUGUUGGAGGAUAUAUACAGGAGCUGAACGUAGGAGAGCAUAAUAAUGUGUUAAAUGAUAAAAUAUUGUUCAAAUCGGAAUCAUUUCUUGAGAUUGCUGACUCACUUAGAAACGACGAGAGAGAAGCUGUUUUACACUUCCACAGGAUUAUAUUAAAUGUUGCAUAAUUAUUAAAAAUAUUCGUAAGUUUUUAGUAAACAAUCUUUUUAUAAAACUUUUAUGUAUGACCCACCUUUAAAUCCCUAUAGACAAUCUUACUUUUAUGUAAUCUAAUUGUGUAAAUUUUCUACUGCAAAUUCACACAAUUAUUUGAAUCUUUUAUUCUUUAUGUAUAUAUAUCUAUAUAUAAAUUUGGCUUGUCUG
Molecule: messenger RNA, 1099 nt
Organism: Eurytemora carolleeae
Lineage: Eukaryota; Metazoa; Arthropoda; Copepoda; Calanoida; Temoridae
Gene: Lipt1
Product: lipoyltransferase 1, mitochondrial
Biological process (GO): protein lipoylation
Cellular component (GO): cytoplasm; mitochondrion
Molecular function (GO): lipoyltransferase activity
Source: RefSeq, a predicted model, not a curated record